GUGCACGCGGGCGUUGGGCAGGGGCGCCGGCAGCUGCGGGGCCGCUUCCUCCGCGGCCUCAGCGAGAACAUUAAGCUACCUUGUGAUCGCACCGGAUGGAAAAAAGUUAUUUUCAGAUGUCACUGCUUUUCAGUAGAACUAGUGAACUUCAAGAAGUAGGAAGUACACAGUUCAGAAGCUGUUGCAAACGAGGAAUUUCAAACUCUAGUAGGGUGAGAAACAGCAGUUACAUCUCCACAUUCUUUGAGGAGAGGCAAAACUAGUAGUGGCAGCUUUGAAAAAAAGGGUUCUUUUGUGAUUGAAGUAACAUCAACAGCCAGUGCUUCAAAUACUGCAAAAGAAAAAAAACCUUCACUGCCAUUAUGCCUCUCAUAAACAUUCAGUGACAUCAGAGCAAUUGGCAGGGUUGAGAAAAAAAUGACCUUUUCAUGAACUUCAACAAAAAAUGCAAAUAAAGUGUGAGCUUCAAUGCUCUUGUCCAUGAAAACUCUUAGAGAAGAUGGCUGAUGUAAGCCUGAAGGAAGCAGCGCUAAUAGUUGGUGUGGUGGCAGCCUGCUACUGGAACAGUCUGUCUUGUGGCUUUGUUUUUGAUGAUGUCUCAGCGAUUUUGGACAAUAAAGAUUUGCAUCCUUCUACUCCAUUAAAAAAUCUGUUUCAGAAUGACUUCUGGGGCACUCCAAUGUCAGAGGAGAGGAGUCAUAAAUCUUACCGUCCCCUUACAGUUCUUACAUUUCGCUUAAACUACUUGUUCAGCGAGUUAAAUGCAGUUUCUUAUCACUUCCUAAAUCUGGUCUUUCAUGCGGUGGUGUGUGUAGUCUUCCUCAAGGUCUGUAAGCUUUUUCUGGACAACAGGAGCAGUGUGGUUGCAUCCUUGCUAUUUGCAGUGCACCCAAUACAUACUGAAGCGGUAACUGGAGUUGUGGGCAGAGCAGAGCUUUUAUCAUCUAUCUUUUUUCUAGCUGCAUUUUUAUCAUAUACAAAAUCUAAAGGGCCAGAUAAUACCAUAGUGUGGACUCCGAUUGCUGUGACUGUGUUUCUGGUAGCUGUUGCAACACUGUGUAAAGAACAAGGAAUAACAGUGGUGGGGAUAUGCUGUGUGUAUGAAGUAUUUAUUGCUCAGGGGUACACCUUGCCCGUAUUGUUGGAUACAGCUGUACAGAUUCUUCGAGGGAAGGGUAGUAUUCCUUUCUCCAUGCUCCAGACACUGCUGAAGCUCAUAGUCCUAAUGUUCAGUACACUGCUGCUUGUAGUUGUCAGAGUCCAGGUUAUCCAGUCUCAACUUCCAGUGUUUACAAGGUUUGAUAACCCAGCUGCUGUUAGUCCCUCCCCGGCAAGACAGCUGACUUUCAACUACCUCCUCCCUGUGAAUGCUUGGCUUCUUCUCAACCCCUCAGAAUUAUGCUGUGACUGGACAAUGGGAACUAUUCCUCUUGUGGAGUCUUUGUUAGAUAUUAGAAACAUUGCAACCCUUACCUUCUUUUGCGUUCUGGGAUCUUUGAUUGUCUUCAGCCUCCGAUAUCCUGGGGAUUCCUCCAAGACUGUACUGAUGGCACUCUGCUUAAUAGCGCUACCAUUCAUUCCUGCAUCAAACCUCUUUUUUCCUGUUGGAUUCGUAGUAGCAGAAAGAGUGUUGUAUGUUCCUAGCAUGGGAUUCUGCAUUUUAGUAGCACAUGGAUGGAAGAAGUUAUCAAACAAAAGUAUGCUAAGAAAAGUUUCUUGGGUUUGUUUGGCUGCGGUACUUUUCACUCAUGCCUUAAAAACACUUCACAGAAACUGGGAUUGGGAAUCUGAGUACACGUUGUUUAUGUCAGCUUUAAAGGUAAAUAAGAACAAUGCAAAACUAUGGAACAAUGUGGGGCAUGCAUUAGAAAAUGAAAAGAAUUUUGAAAGAGCUCUGCAAUUCUUUAUACAAGCCACGCAAGUGCAACCAGAUGAUAUCGGUGCCCACAUGAAUGUAGGAAGAACUUACAAAAACUUAAACAAAACUAAAGAAGCCGAAGAAUCAUAUAUGAUUGCUAAAUCAUUGAUGCCACAGGUUAUUCCAGGUAAAAAGUAUGCAGCAAGAGUUGCUCCUAACCAUCUGAAUGUUUAUAUCAAUCUUGCAAACUUAAUUCGAGCAAAUGAAUCUCGCCUUGAAGAAGCAGAUCAAUUAUAUCGACAAGCAAUUAGUAUGAGGCCAGAUUUCAAGCAGGCUUACAUCAGCAGGGGAGAAUUACUUCUAAAAAUGAACAAACCUCUGAAAGCUAAGGAAGCUUAUCUUAAAGCUUUAGAACUAGACAGAACCAACGCAGACCUCUGGUACAACUUGGCAAUUGUUUACAUUGAACUGAAAGAUCCAACAGAAGCCCUGAAGAAUUUCAAUCGAGCACUAGAACUCAAUCCGACACAUAAACUGGCAUUAUUCAACUCAGCCCUGCUGAUGCAGGAAUCUGGUGAUGCUCGGCUUAGACCUGAAGCUAAACAAAGACUGUUACAUUAUGUGAAAGAAGAACCACAGGAUGCAAAUGGAUACUUCAAUUUGGGUAUGCUGGCAAUGGAUGACAAAAAAGAUACAGAAGCAGAGGCAUGGAUGAAGAAAGCCAUAAGGUUACAGCCAAACUUUCGAAGUGCUUUGUUCAAUUUGGCACUGCUUUAUUCUCAGACAGCGAAAGAAUUGCUGGCUUUGCCUGUCCUGGAAGACCUACUGAGGUACUACCCCGAUCAUACCAAAGGUCUGAUUUUGAAAGGAGAUAUCCUUAUGAACCAAAAGAAGGAUAUCGUUGGAGCAAAAACGUGUUUUGAAAAAAUUUUGGAACUGGAUCCAAACAACGUACAAGGGAAACAUAAUCUUUGUGUGGUCUACUUUGAAGAACGAGACUUAAUAAAAGCAGAAAAAUGCUUGGUUGAAACACUAGCACUGGCACCUCAUGAAGAAUAUAUUCAGCGUCAUCUAAACAUAGUUAGAAGUAAAAUUGCAUCACUCAGCACUACACAACAGUCAUCACUUCCAGUAGAUGGGACUGCAGCUGCAGCAGAAAAAAAAAAAUCAUUUCAAAAUUUGAAAGAAGCAAAAAAUGAGCAGAAAACCCCCCAAGCAACAGUUGAUAAUGAUAAAGGGCACUCAAAAAAUAAGAAAUUAAGAGAGAAAAACAAUAUAGACAAAGUGACUCCCAAAAAAUCCACAAAAGAAAUCAAAGACAUUGAGAAAAAGAGAGUUGCUGCUUUGAAAAGACUAGAAGAGAUUGAACGUAUAUUAAAUGGUGAAUAGUCUUUAUGAUGUCACAAUAAAAUAAGGGAAGAAUAAUAUUUUUAAGUAUUGUUAAAUAUGUCAUCCAGCUAGAAAGUGGUCUCAGUGCUUUGAAAAUAGAAAUAAUGUUGACUGAAUAUCACUCAGCAGCAGCAAAAGGCAUUACAAUGCUUUAUGUGAGAAAACUGCAACUUUUAAAUAUGAUGUGGGGGAUGGGUGGGAAUUGAAGGAUAAAAGGCUGAGAAUAAUCUUGAAUGCAGAAUCCUAAUAUUAAUAAAAUCGCACUCAAAAAUUACUGGUAGUCAGGGAUACUCAGUAAUUCUUCUUUCGAAGAAUCAGUGAAAGAACUGAAUAGAGAGUUAAUGGGAUAAACCAGACAUUGCUGGUUUCCCCCAUAUAAAUCUGUUUGUAUUAACAUUAUCUACACUUCAGUUUACACAUCAUCAAUUUUUCUAGACCUCUGCCAUACUGGAAAAAGAAGUUUUCAAAGUCAUCAAAAUGCCACUGGUUGUAGUAUAGGAUGAUGCAGCAACACACUGAAAUUUUCAGUUGUCUUAUAAAUACGGAAUGAUAAAAUAACCUUUUAAUUGUUCUUUACUUAAAAUGCUAAUGGUUUGUACUGUUUUACCUUACGGUGCUUUUAAGAUCUUUACACUUCCACUUUUAAAGGAAAUGUGUGGGUUUUCUUCCAACUGUCAAUAAUCUGAUUGGUUUUGAAAAUUAUAUAAAAAAGGGUGCUUUUCUCACUUUUCCACCAGUUCAUUGAAUGCUGAUAAAUGCAUUUUUGGUACAGUAACCAGUAUGCCAUGCAGUAGUCCUUGUUGACUUUGUAUCAAUGGCUGUGGAUUGCCUCCUUGGUGUGGUAAAUUCUUCCUUGUUUAUAGCAAACUGGCUUUACUAUUUCUGUCAUUGGAACAGUAUUUCUAUUCUCAUUACUUUUUUACAACACUAAUAUAAGCAAUGAGUGCUGAAGGCAGUGUGAUAAUAAUUAAGCCACUGUAUUUAGCAAUGUUUUAACACAAGGAAAUGUAUAUAGUAUCCUUCCAAAUACACAGUUCUGUUGUUUUGAUACUUUGUUAUGGGUGUGUGGUUUUUAUUAAAUAUUUAUUUUGACUACUAAAAUA
Messenger RNA from Apus apus (common swift), 4350 nucleotides. It is a transcript of the gene TMTC3, whose product is annotated as transmembrane O-mannosyltransferase targeting cadherins 3. NCBI's taxonomy places the organism in Eukaryota, Metazoa, Chordata, Aves, Apodiformes, Apodidae. Gene Ontology annotation, biological process: protein O-linked glycosylation via mannose. The record is from RefSeq and is a predicted model, not a curated record. Gene Ontology annotation, cellular component: endoplasmic reticulum. Gene Ontology annotation, molecular function: mannosyltransferase activity; protein binding. The transcript is spliced from 18 exons. Bases 500 to 3247 code for a protein of 915 amino acids.